AUGGAGUUGAGAUCAGAUACCUCCGCUAGGCUAUCGUUCUUCAUGCUCACCCUGUCAACUGUGAUAUUGGAAUGCGGAGGAUUUUCAGGGCCCAUUGUAAACAGCUUCCCUUACGGGAGAAAACCCGCUCAAGUUCCCUUGGGAGGCGUCAGGAGGCAAGCUGCAGUGAGGGUUCAGAUGAGUUGGAGGCUCCCCAAGGGGUACAGAAGGGAGGAUGUAGCUGGAGGAGAUAUGGACCCUAGCUUCGCCUCCAUCCUUGGGAACCGUCUCGGGAUUAUCGCUUCUCUCGUCAACAACGGCUCCUGUGUACUGGACGUCGGCACGGACCAUGGGUACCUUCCCAUCGCCCUGAUGAAGAGCGGGAAAGCAUUGAAGGUGAUCGCCUCCGACAAGAACAUCCUUCCUCUCGACAACGCAAGGCAAAGUUUGGAGCGGAUCAACGACGAGGCUCUAGAGCAGCUCGAGCUCCGGCUCGGGGACGGGCUUGCGGUCUUGUCAUGCGGGGAGGUAGACACUGUCACAGUCUCCGGGGUAGGAGGGAAGGUGAUCUCAGAAAUUCUGUUUGGAGCUGAAGGCGAUGCUGGAGAGGUCAGUGAGCGGAGGAGAGUACAGGACUACGGGGUUCGAAGAGUUGUGCUCCAGCCGACUGGAAGCAUUUCUACCUUGAGGAAGGACCUGCUGAUGAACGGAUGGGAGAUCGUGGAUGAAAUCAUCAACAGCGAGGCGGGGUGGAUCUACAUAACCAUGGUAGCCGAGUGGAGGACCAAUGAGAAUCAAGGAGAAAACAACAUUUCAGCGGAGAGGAUGCUGGUUGGCCCUCAUCUUUUGAGGAGAGCUUCGAACUCGGCAGCUGAGAAGAUCUUGCUGAGGGAAUGGAUCAAACAUCAGCUGCGGCAUUUCAAGUCGAGGAGGGAUGGGAUGCGCAUGUCGUCGGAGGAUGUGUAA
Messenger RNA from Guillardia theta CCMP2712, 945 nucleotides. RefSeq lists its product as hypothetical. The record is from RefSeq and is a predicted model, not a curated record. The transcript is spliced from 5 exons. Bases 1 to 945 code for a protein of 314 amino acids. NCBI's taxonomy places the organism in Eukaryota, Cryptophyceae, Pyrenomonadales, Geminigeraceae.